GAAAACCAUUGGAACCAAAACAAGGUUUUUACAGUGUACAGCCGCUUCCAUGAGUUAAAUAUAUUUUAUUACAGUAGGAGAGGCAUGUACUAAUUUUGCGGUUUGCAUUUUCAUUGAAUAACCUACAAUUAAAACAACAAAAGCAUGGCUUCUUCGGCUAAAAAGAGGGCGGUAGGUCUGGGGGAAAACCCUCGGGAAAGUGAUGACAGCUCUGAAGAGAGUUUAGGUGAAGACGAGGAUUCCACCGGGGAGGACAGCGAAGUCUCCGAAGAGAUUAAUGAGGAAGUUACGGUGGACUUUGAAGCACACGCCGUUUCGCACAAUGACUACAAUGGAAUCAAGAAACUUUUACAACAGCUGUUUCUGAAGGCUCACAUCAACACAUCCGAGAUGACUGACAUGAUCAUUCAGCAGAACCAUGUGGGAAGUGUUAUCAAGCAAGCAGAAGUGCCCGAAGAUAGCGAUGACGACGAUCCAGAUGAAGUUUUCGGCUUCAUAACCAUGCUCAACCUCACAGAGCGAAAGGAUGUGCAGUGCGUGGAGCAGGUGAAAGAGCUGAUCCUAGACCAGUGCGAAAAGAGCUUGGGAAGCGUCGCUUCCGAGCAGCUGGAGCAGACGCUCGGCGACACAGCCAAGCCUGUUGGCCUCCUGCUGAGCGAGCGUUUUGUCAACGUACCGCCACAGAUUGCUUUGCCGCUACACAAGCAGCUACAGGAAGAAAUUUCAGAAGCCGAGCGGACCAACACGCCCAGCGGGAAGUGCCACUACUACCUGAUGAUCAGCAAAACGUGCAAAGAAGCCGGCAAAAGCAUUCCGGCCAGAGGCUCUGCCCCUAAAGACGAAUACAUGUUCAUCAACGCCGAAGAGGAGUUCUUUUACGAGCACGCCGUCACCAAGUUCCACUUCUCGGUGCAGGAGGAUGCCGACUCGUGCCUGAGUGGGCGCUGGUCCUUCGACGACGUUCCAAUGAAGCCGUUCCGUACAGUCAUGUUGAUCCCAGUGGACCAGACGCCCGCUAUCAUGGACAAACUGAAAGAAUAUCUAACUGUGUGAAGGUCUUGUAGCCGAAUAAACGGCACAAGGAAUUUUAUCAUGGAAAAGACAUUAUUGUAUAAGAUUUCAUUAAAAUAGUUUUUUAAAUUA
Corythoichthys intestinalis (scribbled pipefish) is the source of this 1143-nucleotide messenger RNA. RefSeq names its product BRCA2 and CDKN1A interacting protein (gene bccip). Lineage: Eukaryota; Metazoa; Chordata; Actinopteri; Syngnathiformes; Syngnathidae. Bases 145 to 1053 code for a protein of 302 amino acids. The transcript is spliced from 8 exons. The record is from RefSeq and is a predicted model, not a curated record. Gene Ontology annotation, cellular component: nucleus.